AUGGUCUCCCCAAGCGGAAUAUUAUAUGAUCAAAGAGAGAACAGGUGUUCUGAUGGCAUCCUGCUGUGUCUGCAUGUUGAGCAGGAGGAGGGUGCACAGCGCCAGGUGCUAGUCCUUGGCCUAGACGGAGCUGGGAAGAGCAGUAUGCUUCAGGGGUUGACAGACGGAGACAAGAGAGGGCACUGCCGUCCCACCAGGGGUUUCAACUUUAUGAGCCUCAGUGCCCCUGCCGGUCAGCUGGAUUUCCUAGAAAUUGGAGGGGCUGAGGAUUUGCGUAUGUACUGGGCAGAGUACCUGGGGAAGACUCAUGCCCUGGUGUACGUGGUUGACUCCUCUGAUAGACCACGUCUCCCACAGGCCAAGGCUGAGCUGCAUCGCCUCCUCAGACUGCACUCACAACUUCCUGUGGUGGUCCUGGGGAACAAACAGGACAAGCCAGGCGCAUUGAGUGUGUCAGAGCUCCAUGAGGCCCUGUCUCUGGGGGCGGUGGCUGACAAGAGGAGGCUGUUCCUACUGGCUGCCCAGCUAGGCUCAGAUGGCCUGAUUGUCUCCCGUAAUCUGCAGGUCUUCCAGGACUUGCUUCUACAGCUCGUCUGAUGCCCCAGGGCAGGAGUAGUGAAAAGUGGGUUGACCAGGCAUGUGGGAUGGGGAAAGUGGUCCAUUGAUGUGCCCGUGUGGUAAGGACCAGUGGCAAUUGGCCAUGACUGUGUGUGAAUACUUUUGAACUAGAGUAGAUCCUUCAGGGCCAUCUGGAAGGCAGGGAGCGAAAAUGGUUUGAUACAGUCAGGUCCAUAAUUAUUGGCACCCUUGAUAAAGAUGAGCACAAAAGACUGUAUAAAAUAAUAAAUACAUUAUAUUAAUAAAGUUGCUCAAAGAGAUUUUGUUUAACAAGUAAUAAAAAUAUAUAUUUUUUAGAUAGACAAAUUAUCGGCACCCCUGUUUUCAGUACCCUUGCGAGGAUAACGACACUGAGCCUCUUUAAAAAUACUUUAUGAUAACACAUUAGGAAGGAUCUUAGACCAUUCCUCCAUAUAGAAUCUUUCCAGAUCCUUGAUAUCCUUAGUUUGAGCUUAUGGACUGCCCUCUUCAAUUCAAAUAAUGCUUCCGUAUGCUUCCCUUUUUCAACGCCAAACCCAGCCGAUGUGCAUGGCCAAAGAGCUCCAUUUCAUGUCAUCUGAACAUAGCAUCGCCUGGAGUUUGAUAAACGGCAUUGGCAUUUGGAUUGGAACCGGCGCUAUGGUCAGAUCACAUGAAAAUAAAGCUUUUUGGCCACACAGACCAGAGGUAUGUUUGGCAUUUAAAAAAACAGAAGCAUAUGCAGAAAAGUACCUCAUACCGAGGUAAAAUAUGGUGGUGGAUUGUUGAUGUUAUGGGGCUAUUCUGCUUCCACUGGUCCUGGAGCCCUUGUAACACCAGUUAGCAUUGUCUCUCGAAACUACCUUUUAACUUCCUACAUACUGGACACAGAGACACAAAAAAUGCUAUCCAUGAGUUUGGAAAGUAGCGCUCACAAAAAAAAUUGCGUACAUACACUAUAUAUACAAAAGUAUGUGGACACCCCUUUAAAUUAGAGGAUUUGGCUAUAUCAGCCACACCCGUUCCUGACAGGUGUAUAAAAUGUUUUGUUAUUAUUAAUAAAAACAUAUGUAAGACAGUUGUACUGCAAAUAUAUAUAUAUAUAUAUUGUAGAGCACGGUUAGUACCAUGAAAUUGGCUUGUCCCUCAGCUCAGGAGUCAUGGUUUAGAGACAUUUUGAGUUUAAAAAUAUAUUUUUCUCCCUCUUUAAAUGACAUGAUACAACGGAAAGUAUUAUAGUUAUUUAGUGGACUACUUAAAUUAAAAUAUCAAAUAAAUAUUACAAAUAAUUUACAAGUAAUAGCUGUCCCUCAAUUUCAUGUCACUGGUGUUAAAAUGUAUAAAAAUCACAACUUUGAAAAAAUACAACAUCCUUGCCAAAUUCUUCCUGGAUCAAAGGUUCAUUGGAGACGGGACUGUUUUGAAAAGCACAUGGUGAGUGUAUACUCUUCAUACGUUAACAAUUUGAGGAUUAUCUUGGUGAUUUCAUGCAAGGACUGAAGAUGUGUCACUGGUGUUAUACAGUUUAUAGAAAGGGGAAAGGAAAUUGGAUUAAAAUUAAAAUUGCAUGAUUAAGUGAUUUAUUUACAAUUUAAGAAGUGUGGUUUGAGCAACAGUGGCCGCCAUCUUGUCUGCAGAUGUCUCUCUGGCGUUAUCACUGGUGUUACUGUUCUUGCUGGUAACACCAGGGACAUGACGAUAACGGCAGUUACAAUCAAUAACACCACAAUCUUUUUUCUCAAAAUAACGUUUUUUAAAAACUUCAACAAUUAUAUUUAAUAAAUACAAAAAUACCUUGCAUAUACGGUAAGAAAACCAAUAUGUAAUUCAGAUGAACUAACCCUUUAAGUAGACCUACACUAUUUGUCACGACACAAGAAUUGAUAUACUGUUUUAACAAGCUAUGUGAUUUUGUGGAUAGGCGUGAGAGUAGGAUUUCAUGUUUGUAUUAUGUUGCAUGCAUCUUACGCUGGAAAUCAAAUACAAUUACAGUGGGGCAAAAAAGUAUUUAGUCAGCCACCAAUUGUGCAAGU
Messenger RNA from Oncorhynchus tshawytscha (Chinook salmon), 2609 nucleotides. RefSeq names its product ADP-ribosylation factor-like 10 (gene arl10). The record is from RefSeq and is a predicted model, not a curated record. NCBI's taxonomy places the organism in Eukaryota, Metazoa, Chordata, Actinopteri, Salmoniformes, Salmonidae. The transcript is spliced from 4 exons. The coding region runs from base 1 to 597 and encodes 198 amino acids. Gene Ontology annotation, molecular function: GTPase activity; GTP binding.